This is a messenger RNA of Anarrhichthys ocellatus (wolf-eel), 2326 nucleotides long. RefSeq names its product potassium inwardly rectifying channel subfamily J member 11 (gene kcnj11). Gene Ontology annotation, cellular component: plasma membrane. Gene Ontology annotation, molecular function: ATP-activated inward rectifier potassium channel activity. The transcript has a single exon. The record is from RefSeq and is a predicted model, not a curated record. The coding region runs from base 168 to 1325 and encodes 385 amino acids. Gene Ontology annotation, biological process: regulation of monoatomic ion transmembrane transport; potassium ion import across plasma membrane. NCBI's taxonomy places the organism in Eukaryota, Metazoa, Chordata, Actinopteri, Perciformes, Anarhichadidae.
GAGGAGCGCACAUACCUCCAGACAACGGACAGCAAGACUCUACUGUGCUCGAAAGCUGAGGAGCUGUAAGAAAAGACACCGGGGAAGAGGAAAAUAAUUCAUCUUUAGCAGGGCAGAGACGAAUCACACAAAGCCAAAAGGCUGCGGGUCCAUAGCAUGGGAGCGCUAUGUUGUCCAGGAAAGGACUCAUUCCUGAGGAUUACUUGCCGACACGUCUGGCUGAAGGUGUCCUGCAGCCAAAAUUGUUUAAGGCCAAACCGGGGAAAGCACGGUUCGUCGCCAAGAACGGCACCUGCAAUGUAGCGCACACCAACAUCCGAGAACAGGGUCGAUUCUUGCUGGACGUCUUCACCACUCUCGUGGAUUUAAAAUGGCUCCACACAAUCAUCAUCUUCACCAUGUCCUUCCUGUGCAGCUGGCUCCUUUUCGGGAUGAUCUGGUGGCUUAUUGCGUUUGCGCACGGUGACAUUGACCAGAGAGGAGGCGACUUUGUCCCGUGCGUAACGGGCAUUCACUCCUUCGCCUCCGCUUUCCUCUUCUCAAUAGAGGUCCAGGUGACCAUCGGCUUCGGGGGCCGGAUGAUCACGGAGGAGUGCGUCUCUGCCAUCAUUGUCCUGAUCGUGCAGAACAUAGUCGGUCUGGUCAUCAACGCCAUCAUGCUCGGCUGCAUCUUCAUGAAAACUGCGCAGGCCAAUCGGCGCGCAGAGACGCUCAUUUUCAGCAAGCACGCAGUCAUCUCCGUCCGAAACAACAAGCUGUGCUUCAUGAUCCGCAUCGGUGAUCUGAGGAAAAGCAUGAUCAUCAGCGCCACCGUGCGGUUGCAGGUGGUCAGGAGAAGCACCACCAACGAGGGCGAGGUGGUGCCUCUGGACCAGAUCGACAUCCACAUUGAUAACCCGGUGGGCACGAACGGCGUCUUCCUGGUGUCCCCCCUCAUCAUCUGUCAUGUGAUCGACAAGGACAGCCCUCUGUAUGAGCUGUCCGCUUUUGACCUGCAGCACGAGGACAUCGAGGUGAUCGUGGUGCUGGAGGGGGUGGUGGAGACCACGGGCAUCACCACCCAGGCCAGGACCUCCUACGUGUCGGAGGAGAUCCUGUGGGGUCAGCGCUUCGUGCCCACAGUCUCCGCGGAGGACGGCAUGUACGCGGUGGACUACUCCAAGUUCGGUAACACUACGAAGGUCCCGACGCCGUGCUGCAGCGCCAAGAAACUGGAUGAGGCAGGUGGCAUCGCUCGGUUUAAACUAAACGAGGGCGUCACCUUCCGGGCGACUGUGAGAAGGCGGCGGGGCUCGGUGGUCCGCAGGUCCAGGAAGGAGAUGUAACUAGGACCGGUUCAUGUAAACCAUGACUGCCAGCAUUUUAUUUUAGGAUUGAUUAUUUAAAAUGGAGGAUAGUUAAAUGACAAAGUGAUGUUUCUUUUAUAAUUAAUGUAUGUGUGUUAUGGAAUACCUCUAAUCAAUAAUUCACAUCAGAUGCAGUCAGAUGUGCGCACAUCAAGAAGCUUUUCACUGAUUGUCACAGAAUUCACCGACAAUGAACACAAAGUACAGUUUGGAUGCGUUUGAUCUUUUUAUUAUCAUCAAGAGUGUAAGCAUGUAAGCAAUAAAGGAGAAUAUUUCAUGUAAAGUGUUUUUGUGGCUGGAGAGACGAAAUUAUAUGAUUUAAAAGGGACACCUCAAUGAUUUAGCAUUGCCCUUCCAUAAAGUUAGGGGUCUCACAAGCAUGGCCGGACCAAUACUGGAGGUUUGAGGUCAAUAUCAAUAUUUGUGAGUUUGGAAAAAUCAAGUAUUGAUCCAGCAACAUUUUUGAUAAGGAUUACUGCAAAUUGGUUAUUUACGAAUUGAGAACAAUGUCUUUCAGAUGAAUAGACUAUACCAUGCUAUGACUGGCUUGUGACAUUGUUAUGUCAAACUAUACUAAACAAGUUUGAGGGUCAAACAUAAUUUCCUGGUGAAUUUUCAUGAACAAAUUCAUGAUGUGUUAUGAAGAGUCUGCAUUCAUGUAAAGAAUAACAAAAUAUAAUUGGAUAGAAUAUAAUGCAGUAAGGCUCCCAGGCAGUCUGUAUUGCUGUCAAAUAUGAAUUCUGCUUUUGAUCAACUUUUCAUUUAAUGUUAUCACUGCUGAGUCAACACACAUGUAAGCAUGCUUUACUCUUCCAUUUUGUCUUUACACUAUACUAUGACAUUUUUACAACUGUUUUUACAACAUACUAUACUAUACUAUGAGUGUUACAUUCCCCGUUUGGCAUCUAAGGGAUGCGGGGAGUAACGAUGUUAUUUUUCCCGGGGAAAGAGAGAGUGAGUAGUGAAAAUGGUUUGUUUAA